Manacus vitellinus (golden-collared manakin) is the source of this 785-nucleotide messenger RNA. It is a transcript of the gene SF3B4, whose product is annotated as splicing factor 3b subunit 4. Lineage: Eukaryota; Metazoa; Chordata; Aves; Passeriformes; Pipridae. Gene Ontology annotation, biological process: positive regulation of mRNA splicing, via spliceosome. Gene Ontology annotation, molecular function: RNA binding. The record is from RefSeq and is a predicted model, not a curated record. The transcript is spliced from 3 exons. Gene Ontology annotation, cellular component: U12-type spliceosomal complex; nucleolus. The coding region runs from base 192 to 785 and encodes 197 amino acids.
UCUGGUGAAGGUUUGGAGGGGCUUUGACUUGAGGGAUCCCAGCCCCGAGCCCCCCGUUAUCCCGAGGUUUUCCGGCUCUGACCUGCAUUCCCACAGAUGCCACGGUGUACGUGGGGGGCCUGGACGAGAAGGUCAGCGAGCCCCUGCUCUGGGAGCUCUUCCUGCAGGCCGGGCCCGUGGUCAACACGCACAUGCCCAAGGACCGGGUCACGGGCCAGCACCAGGGGUACGGGUUCGUGGAGUUCCUGAGCGAGGAGGAUGCCGACUACGCCAUCAAGAUCAUGAACAUGAUCAAGCUCUACGGGAAACCCAUCCGAGUGAACAAGGCCUCCGCCCACAACAAGAACCUGGACGUGGGCGCCAACAUCUUCAUCGGCAACCUGGACCCCGAGAUCGACGAGAAGCUGCUCUACGACACCUUCAGCGCCUUCGGGGUCAUCCUGCAGACCCCCAAGAUCAUGCGGGACCCCGACACGGGCAACUCCAAGGGCUACGCCUUCAUCAACUUCGCCAGCUUCGACGCGUCGGACGCGGCCAUCGAGGCCAUGAACGGGCAGUACCUGUGCAACCGGCCCAUCACCGUGUCCUACGCCUUCAAGAAGGACUCCAAGGGCGAGCGGCACGGCUCGAAACAGGGGCUGGUGCAGCUCCUUGCUGCAGGUGGGAUUUUGGGAAUGCAGCCGGCAUGGCCGAGCGGUCACCGACCCCUGGGGACAUCGGCCACCUUCGGCCCGGGCCGUGUUUGUGUUCAGGACUUGGCUGGGCCCCAGGAGGGGAAGCUGUGA